AUGGAGAUGUUGAAGAAGUUAUUCGUUAAAAAAUGUGCUGGUCUACAUGAAGGGUUACCAGAAAAGGGAUCAGCUACAAAUAAUAAAGGGAAUCCUGAUUUCCUUUAUCAUCCUGAUAAAACAUCCGGUAAUUGUCAACGUAAUCAGAAAUUUCCAUCUUCUGAUUCCGAUACGAUACUAAAAACAGCUGUUGAUAUGGAUAAAAAUAUUGCAAACGAAAAAUUGAUAACAGCAGGUGAUGCAAGCAAAUCAUCAUCUGCUGUUAGUUCCUACAAACGAUCACAAUCACCGGAUACAAUGCUAGAGUGUGCAACAUCUAACAGCUUUAUCAGUCCUCGAUGCAGCCACCAGUCAAUUACAGUGAUUUCCGACUACAGUUCCGAUCUUUCAUUUUUCGGAAUGAAAAGUAUGAUGUCUGUACGCAAAUCAAAUAAUACUUUGGUAGAAUAUUGGUGGGAUUUAACACCUCAGAAUAUUCAUACGAUUGUGAUCAAUUAUCUCUAUGAUAAUGAUAAUGGGCGGUGCAAUCAAUGGUAA
Molecule: messenger RNA, 537 nt
Organism: Brugia malayi
Lineage: Eukaryota; Metazoa; Nematoda; Chromadorea; Rhabditida; Onchocercidae
Product: adenylate kinase isoenzyme 1, putative
Exons: 4
Coding region: 1-537 (178 amino acids)
Source: RefSeq, a predicted model, not a curated record